AUGGCAGCAGUAUUCAUCCCACCCUCCCCUCGAACCACUCUUAAUAUGUCGACUCGCCGACCACUCGCAAACGUGCCGAAUGCUACCAAUUCCCCUCACAGGUCAGGCCUCGUGCCGGCCAAACGUCUCCGGGCGGCGUCAACCCAGCUUGACAUCCCUUACGGCCAGCCUCCUCCGAAGAAGCAGGUAGUCGAUGGCCAGGACCCGGAGGCCCGAUCACCCACCCGUCCCCGAACUUCCGCCUUGCAGAACCCGGACUCUAAGCUGUUUACACGUCGGACCAACAAUGCCCAGCCCAGCGCGUUCGAAAGGAAGUUGGUUGCCGUCAGGGACAAGGAACGUCAGACUCAACAAAAAGUUACAAGAAAUGACAAGCCGUCCGCUGAGACGCUUGAUGCCAUGCGACAGUGGCAAAGACAUUACCGAAAGGCUUUCCCUCAAUUCGUCUUCUACUUCGACAGUAUCCCGGAGGAUGUUCGAAGCAAAUGCUCAAGACAGGUUCUGGCUCUAGGAGCUCGUGAAGAAAAAUUCUUCUCGCGCCAAGUGAGCCACGUCGUGACCUCUCGCCCCAUCCCCCCUGAAAAUGACACCGUGACCCCGACCGAGAUCACCGCGGAACCUACAGAACAAUUGAAUGCGGAUGGUACCUUGCAGACCGUCAAUCCGUCUCUACUCGAUAAGAGCGCCGAAAGCCACCUUCACAUGUCCCUUAAAAACGAUGCACGGCGUGAACAGAGGGGAAUGGAUGUGCUGCACCGAGCUCGGCAAAUGCGCAUGAAGAUCUGGGCUAUCGAAAAACUCCAGCGGAUGAUUGCUACUAUUAAUGAUGGGGAUAUCGCGGGCCACACGGGUUCGACUCGAACUACAAAUGCCGUCACUGGCCACACAAGGGUCAAGGGGGAAAACGACCUCUCACAAGUGCUUCAAAAUGAGCUUAACGGUCCGUCUGACCGGAAUCCUCACUCGGUUCUCAAGGAGCAGAUCUUGUUCAAAGGCCCUUUUAUCUACGUUCAUGACAUGGAUGAAAAGACCCGGCCUGUCAUGGUCCGUGAGUACGCCAGGGUUGUCAGACGGCAAGAUGGGACCUGGCCGCAGUUCAGAAGUGCACCCCUGGGCAAGUGUCCGUUCAUCGACGAGCCGCCUACAAAGAAGGAGCUGGACCGACAACGUGCCCGUCAACGCGAGAAGGAGAAGAAGCCGGUGCCAAAACCUGUCCCCGUCCAAGAAACCCGAGAUGCGAAAUUGAAUGUGCCGGAGAUCACCAAGACCCCAGAUGAUGUUGAGGAGGCAACACCGGAAUAUAGCCCCGCAGAGGUCAUUUGCCAACCAAACCAGCCUGAGAUGCAGGAGAUGCAGCCAGCUAGACCACCGUCGCCUAGGAAGAGCCCGGAGAGUUUCUGCCCACCUCCAAUGCAGCGCACGGGUCCAUUCUUCCAUGGCCGUGAACCUGCAGCGUCAGGGGUGCAGCCCUCGAACAUCACCUCUGCCAUCCGCUCCCAAAUGGUUUCUUCGACUGCCGCUGCACCCGGGGCUAAGGCUGGCUUGAGCAAGGAAGUCCAUGAAUUGAAGCGGAAGGUACUCGAGAAAGGGAACGGGGUAAUUGCCGCUGGCACGGUGCCAUUAUCGCACCAAACCACGAACAUCAACACGAAUCUGAAGCUGAGAACCCAUGAGAAUCGACCGAGUAAUCUAAGCCACACGGAGAAAGCUGUGAAUGUGUUUGAGGAAGAGACGGCGCAGUUAGAGGGCACCGAGGCACUCAAGCGACUCGCAAGUAUCCGAAAGGGGACUACUCCGAAGAAAAAGGAGCGACGGAGAGACCCCAAGCCAGGUUAUUGCGAAAACUGCCGGGAUAAAUUCGAUGACUUUGAUGAGCACAUCAUGACUCGAAAGCACCGCAAAUUCGCUAUCAACAGAGCUAACUGGGCUGAACUGGAUUCCUUGCUCAUCCAGCUGGAGAGACCCCUCAAGCCUAAGCUUGCUUUGUAA
Aspergillus aculeatus ATCC 16872 is the source of this 1989-nucleotide messenger RNA. Its product is annotated as protein serine/threonine kinase activating protein nimO. The transcript has 3 exons. Gene Ontology annotation, cellular component: Dbf4-dependent protein kinase complex; nucleus. Gene Ontology annotation, biological process: positive regulation of nuclear cell cycle DNA replication; regulation of cell cycle phase transition. The record is from RefSeq and is a predicted model, not a curated record. Gene Ontology annotation, molecular function: nucleic acid binding; zinc ion binding; protein serine/threonine kinase activator activity. NCBI's taxonomy places the organism in Eukaryota, Fungi, Ascomycota, Eurotiomycetes, Eurotiales, Aspergillaceae. Bases 1 to 1989 code for a protein of 662 amino acids.